GAUGGUUCAAAUCAUACAGCAAGAGGUUUAAAUGUCCAAGGGUCCAGUAGUUCAUCACCUUGGUUGACCAAUGAUGCAUCUAAACACAGACUUGAUAUAACUCCAUUCUAUUUUAUAUUUACAGGAUUAGAUGGUUCAAAUUAUACAGCAAGAGGUUUAAAUGUCCAAGGGUCCAGUAGUUCAUCACCUUGGUUGACAAGUGAUGCUUCCAAACACAGACUUGAUAUAACUCCACUUUAUUUUAUAUUUACAGGGUUAGAUGGUUCAAAUUAUACAACAAGAGGUUUAAAUGUCCAAGGGUCCAGUAGUUCAUCACCUUGGUUGACCAGUGAUGCAUCUAAACACAGCCUUGAUAUAACUCCAUUCUAUUUUAUAUUUACAGGGUUAGAUGGUUCAAAUUAUACAACAAGAGGUUUAAAUGUCCAAGGGUCCAGUAGUUCAUCACCUUGGUUGACCAGUGAUGCAUCUAAACACAGCCUUGAUAUAACUCCAUUCUAUUUUAUAUUUACAGGGUUAGAUGGUUCAAAUUAUACAACAAUUGCUUUAAAUGUCCAAGGGUCCAGUAGUUCAUCACCUUCGUUGACCAGUGAUGCAUCUAAACACAGCCUUGAUAUAACUCCAUUCUAUUUUAUAUUUAUAGGGUUAGAUGGUUCAAAUUAUACAACAAGAGGUUUAAAUGUCCAAGGGUCCAGUAGUUCAUCACCUUGGUUGACAAGUGAUGCAUCCAAACACAGACUUGAUAUAACAUCAUUGAUUCCUGAUAACAUAAUGCCAGUGAACAGCUUGGACAUAGUUAACAACACACUGCUAUGUGGCACUGAUAAUGAGACAAUAUACACCAUCAAUGACCUCAACAUUAAAUAAUUCUGGGACUUGAAUGUCAUGACUUAAAUAUUUAAGGCUGACACUAUAUGAAGAACUGGCAUGGAGCUCUAAUGAGCUCCUACCCCCUUUCUUUUCCACACUUUACCUUCACAAGCAUGGAAAAUGGAAGCAGGUUACUUAUGGAUUUCAUAUCUAUUUGUCAAAUAUGAAUUUAUGACAAGGUCCCAUGUUAUUAUUAUUUUCAUGUCACAACCAACAUUGGUGACAUAUUGUUAUGGUCUCCAACUUUUUUGUGACGGCAGAUGGUGCUCGAUGUUUGGAGUUUGGUGUCUGUAACAAAUGGCAGGUUGUGACAUUUUGUAUGUUAAUGCUUUGUUUGAUACAUGCUGAGAAAAUGGCUGACCCAAAGAACAGGUCCAUUUAACAGACUAUUGAUCCACUUAGACUUUUUCCAAAAAACUCAUUCUUCCAUUUACUUUUAAAACCGAUUGCAAGUUGUAGGUAAACCUUUUUUCUUGAGAUGUGCAAUUUCAAAAAGUGGCAUUAGUUUUCAGUUUCUUUGAAAAAUUGGCAGUAAGAACCCCUAUCACAAG
Owenia fusiformis is the source of this 1418-nucleotide messenger RNA. NCBI's taxonomy places the organism in Eukaryota, Metazoa, Annelida, Polychaeta, Sabellida, Oweniidae. The record is from the annotation of a GenBank genome assembly.